Exophiala viscosa is the source of this 3688-nucleotide messenger RNA. Its product is annotated as fanconi anemia group M protein. Lineage: Eukaryota; Fungi; Ascomycota; Eurotiomycetes; Chaetothyriales; Herpotrichiellaceae. The transcript has a single exon. The coding region runs from base 430 to 3681 and encodes 1083 amino acids. Gene Ontology annotation, biological process: double-strand break repair via synthesis-dependent strand annealing; interstrand cross-link repair. The record is from RefSeq and is a predicted model, not a curated record. Gene Ontology annotation, molecular function: hydrolase activity; 3'-5' DNA helicase activity; four-way junction helicase activity.
GCUCCCACUCCCAACUUAAAUUUAUCCGACGAUUAGGUGUUUUACUCCUCACCACUGUUACACGACCAGUAGCAAGGUGCUACCAAUUCCAUCAACCCGGUUGCAAAGGAAAUCCCCAUGCUGGAGCAGAGGAUUACCUGCAUUGUGAAGCGUAGAGUGUGUGCAUAGAAAACCGACUUAGGCACCAGUCACGUGACACCGUGCUCACCUUGACGCGUCAAUUCUCGCGUUCCCAUUUGACACGUUCUUCGUCAUCGGUCAAUCCUUGACCAUCGUUACUUUACAAUUGUCAAAGCUUGCUGUGUCAAUCGCCGACUAUCUAGUACAUCUCGAAGGCAUGGUCCACUGAACGUCGGUUGACCUGACGAUGAAGACGAAACGGAACUAAGCAUGGACUGAUCUCAGCAUCACGCUGAAGUGAGAUUGAACAUGGACUUCAUCGACGACGAAACUGAUGUGAGCGGCGAGGACGACGUCCUUGUUCCAAGCUCACAGACCGAUGACAAUCCUCGGUCGCGGAAACGUCGUCGAACGAGUCAUCGCGGAAGUGAUUCAGAUGAGGUUGAAUACGACCUCCCAUCAAAUGCUGACGGUGAAGGCGGCGAGAGCGAGAAAACCAAAUCAAAGUACGAGGGCCACAUCCAUGUACCUCAAUAUGCAGACAAACCACCAGACACGUUUGUGACCCAGUUGACCCAGCAAUGGUCAAGUCCCUCGAGAAUCAGAGGUCCACGUUGGAUGAAACCCCGCCACGGUCCCAGCCCGUCACCUGCUAGAUCUGAGGCGCGAGCGGCACCCCGAGUGACGGCCGAUGCCCCGAACAGCUUAUCGGUUGAUGAUUUCGCGGACGAUGAUGAAGAUGACAUCGCGUUGUUGGCAGCGUUUGAAGCUGCUGAAUCUGUCCCGUCUUUCAACGGCACUGCCCAAGAAUCAAAUAACGUUCUCACAGAGAAGACUCUCAAUCGGCGCGAUCCAAUACAGAGAUCCACCUCUUUCCGCCAAACAACGUUGUAUGGGAUGCACACCACGCAACAAGAGCCUCCCCGCACACAGACACAGCCCAGGGUGCAUAACUGGCCUCUGGCAAACAAAGAUGAGCCUCCUACCCACCAUAGCAUCCACCGCGACGCGAUGAAGACCUGGAUCUAUCCCACGAAUCUAGGCAGAAUACGAGACUACCAAUACAACAUUGUACAUAAAGGACUAUAUCACAAUCUCCUCGUCGCACUCCCGACCGGUCUUGGAAAGACUUUUAUCGCGGCUACCGUCAUGCUGAAUUGGUACCGAUGGACGAAAGACGCUCAGAUAGUCUUUGUUGCACCAACCAAGCCACUUGUGUCCCAGCAGAUUGAUGCAUGUUUCAAUAUUGCUGGCAUCCCUCGAUCUCAGACCACCAUGCUGACUGGAGAGGUGUCGCCCGGCAUCCGAGCGGAAGAAUGGCAAGAGAAACGCGUGUUCUUCAUGACUCCACAGACUCUGAUAAACGACUUGAAGAACGGCAUGUGUGAUCCGAAGAAGAUAGUGCUUGUUGUGGUAGACGAAGCGCACAAGGCCACCGGAAACUAUGCAUACGUUGAAGUGGUGAAAUUCCUCAGGCGAUUCAAUUCAAGCUUUCGUGUUCUAGCCCUCACCGCGACUCCCGGAUCAAGUGUGGAGUCAGUGCAAGCAGUCAUCGAUGGUCUUGGGAUCGCUAGAACCGAGAUCAGGACCGAAGAGUCGCUCGACAUCCGCGAUUUUGUGCAUACUCGAAACAUUGAGACUCAGAUCUUCGACAACUCUGAAGAGAUGACUAUGGCGCUCGAACUGUUCUCCGCAGCAGUACAACCGCUCAUGAACAGAUUGAACUCACAGAACGCAUACUGGGCCAAGGAUCCGCAAAGAAUCACCGUGUUUGGCCUGAAACAGGCCUCCGAUAAGUGGAGAUUUUCUGAAACGGGGAGAAACGCAAAUCAUGGACUGAAAGGUAUGGUCGCAGCUAUUUUCCAGGUGCUAAUGAGUCUUGCUCAUAGCCUGGAACUACUGAAAUACCAUGGUAUCGGCCCUUUCUACCACAAGAUGAAGCUUUUUGCCGACGGAGCGACCAGUGCAAAAUAUGCUAAGCAGGUUGCGGAAGAUGAGCACUUCAAGAAACUCAUGAUCCGGCUGAAAAUCUGGAUCAACGAUCCGAGCUUUGAAGGCCACCCCAAGUUGACCUAUCUGAAAGAGGUGGUGCUGAACCAUUUCAUGGACGCUGGAGAGGGACGUGACAGAAAUGCUCAGCCUUCCAACACUCGCAUUAUGAUCUUUGCUCACUAUCGAGACAGCGCAGAAGAGAUCGUCCGAGUGCUCAACCGACACGGCCCUAUGAUACGAGCUCACGUAUUCGUAGGCCAGUCUGGCACCAAAGGUUCUGAGGGCAUGGACCAAAAGACCCAACUCGACAUCAUCAAAAAGUUCAAGGCAGGCACGUAUAACACCAUCGUUGCGACGUCGAUUGGUGAAGAAGGCUUGGACAUUGGUGAGGUCGAUCUGAUCGUUUGCUACGACUGCUCCAAGUCACCUAUCCGGAUGCUACAACGUAUGGGACGGACAGGCAGGAAGCGGGCCGGAAACAUCGUACUAUUGCUAAUGCGCGGCAAGGAGGAAGCCGACUUUCACCAAGCCAAAGACAACUACCAAAAGAUGCAGUUGAAGAUCGAAAGCGGCAAAGAAUUCCAGUAUCAUGAAGAUUUAUCCCCGCGAAUUGUGCCCAAGGAGAUUGUCCCCUCGGUUGACAAACGAGUGGUCGACAUUCCAGUCGAGAACACGCAAUCGGAAGCACUGCAGCCAAAGAGGCGAAGGGCAAAGAAUCCAAAGAAGCCUGCCAAAAGAUUCAACAUGCCCGAUGGUGUCGAAACGGGUUUCACAUUCCUAGGCGGCAAGAAGGCUCAGCCCAAAUUCACAAGCAAGGCGAAAUCGAAGCCUGCAUCAUCGAUGACAGGUAGAGACAAAGAAAUCGCUGCGUUGCCUCCGCUGGAGCAAGUCCUCCUAACACCCGCUGAGGAAGAGGAGCUAGAUGAUCGAUACGUGCUGGUAGCCGGCACAGAAGACCAGUACAUCCAGCACGUAAGGGUCAAUGCGUUCCCAGAACAACAGCGCCGCCUGGGCAAGACCACCGCCGUAAGGCAUUCCAGAGUCACGGAAAAGAUGGUGCACGCGCUCCAAGCCAUGCGCGAUCCGGGGCAGGAUUGGGACCGACCAUGGGAAUGUGACGCCAUGGCGAUAGAGGACAUUCCUCCAAGCCAGGCUUCAGAUUUGGAUUCGUUGGUCGGAGCUAGGCCCAAGCACUCGGCAAGGACGUCGACCAAACUGACUGCCGCAACCCACGAGCCGUCAUCGGACCGAUACGACGACGUCGACAGCUUCAUUGAUGAUGGAAGCCCAGGCCGCUCCGCCCGUGGUGUGGAGUCGAUGAGUGACAUCGACGUGGACUUGUCGCCGCCUGAACCAACUCCCGUGGCGGAGCGACGCGUCUUGAUCUCUCAAGAGAGCUUGAUGGCCUUCGACGAUGAUGGGGACGAGGAUCUGCCUGAUUUGGCGUCGUUUCUGGUUGACAAGAAAACGAUGUCGCACUCGGAUGGAAGUGUACUCAGGUCCCAGGUCGUGAGGACCACUAAAAGGGCUCGGCGGGUUGUUGAGAGUGAUGAUGAUGACGACGACUGAGCACUAC